AUGUCCAAAGGAAUUGCUUAUACGUUUAAAAAGAGGUUUGGACAAGUCGAAAAGCUAAGAAAGCAGGGCGGAAGUGUUAAAGAUGUUUUAUAUUUGAGAAGUAAGAGCGAAAAUGAACAUACUAGGAAUUUCUUUUACCUGUUAACGAAGCAUUCUUCUCAUGACAAGCCAACUUAUCAAAGAGUGUGGAAAUGCCUAAUAAAAUUAAAGAACAUCCUGUUGGCCAAGAAAAUUACUCAAAUAGCAAUUCCUAAAUUGGCAUGUAGUUUAGAUGGGUUGGACUGGAAAACCGUCAGAAACAUGCUCAAAACCGUCUUCGAAAACAGUGGCAACGAGAUCCUACUAAGCUGCUAG
Messenger RNA from Aethina tumida (small hive beetle), 354 nucleotides. RefSeq names its product ADP-ribose glycohydrolase OARD1-like. The record is from RefSeq and is a predicted model, not a curated record. The transcript has a single exon. The coding region runs from base 1 to 354 and encodes 117 amino acids. Gene Ontology annotation, biological process: peptidyl-glutamate ADP-deribosylation. Lineage: Eukaryota; Metazoa; Arthropoda; Insecta; Coleoptera; Nitidulidae.